Molecule: messenger RNA, 4017 nt
Organism: Pseudozyma hubeiensis SY62
Lineage: Eukaryota; Fungi; Basidiomycota; Ustilaginomycetes; Ustilaginales; Ustilaginaceae
Product: glycosyltransferase
Exons: 1
Coding region: 1-4017 (1338 amino acids)
Biological process (GO): trehalose biosynthetic process
Cellular component (GO): cytosol; alpha,alpha-trehalose-phosphate synthase complex (UDP-forming)
Molecular function (GO): catalytic activity
Source: RefSeq, a predicted model, not a curated record
AUGCCGCGUCGAGGGAAUCUCGGCGGUCACCGCGUGGUGAUCGCCUCGCUCUUCCUCCCGGAUACACUCCAGUUUGUUGAGCCCGAAUUCGAAUCCGCGCUCGCAGAAUCACCGGAAGAGUCCACCGCGCCACCCUCGCCCGAGUCGCUGCCCAGGGAUGCUCCACUACCAUUGCACGAGCUCAAUUCGAGGCUCGCGGCAUCCAUGUCCAUUUCGUCGCAGGACCGUCAAACGCGUUCCAUGCCUCUACCCGCAAGGACGCCAAAGAGUCGCCAGCCUUCGGUCACAGGUACCAAGAUCAACAUGAGCGAGCUCAUGUACGAAGCUGCUGUGCCAAGGCUCGAGAUGCGCGAUGGCCGUGUCUCGGGAGCAUCCAGUCCACACAUGAGCUCGCGCAGAGGAUCCAUGUCGGAACACGCCAAUACCACCAGCGCGGCUGCCGAAGCGUCGGAUAUUCCGGUCGCGCCUGCAUCCGACCACGGUCGAGCCGCCAUCACGCCAGAUCCAGCAGGCUCGAGCCCCUACGGGACCUCCCCUUUGCCAGUACAAACGGCUCCGAUCGCCGCUGCUGCUGCUUCGGCACCCAAGAGCCGCCGUACCAGCUUCAACACCAACACGAGCAGCGGCACCGCGCUCGCUCCGCCUUCGUUCGUGCCGGAAGGAUCGGGAACACGCACACCAGGCGCAAGAGUUGGAGGCAAGCUCGGCAUCACUACACCACUCAGCAUCAUCUCGGAUCUCGCCGCUAGGCAAGGUGGGCCUUUGCCGCCUCCCGCUUCAACCUCCGAGAGCGAGAGGCACCAUCCGUUCGGCUCUGGUGCCGUCACUCCGAUGGCAGGUGCGCAGACACCGGGCAAUGCCAACAGGCCGCCGGGACUCGCCCGCGCCUUUCCCUCGUCUCUCAGCAUGACCAGGGCCAACCCUUCAGGAGCAAUGUCAGCCGGACCUGGCCAAUUGCCGACCCUGAAGAGUCUGGCUGCUGCCAAGUCUAGCAACACGCCUCCCUCUUCUGGGUCUGGCACCAAGACACCCGGUCUCCCAGCUUUGAAGAGCGUCAAGACGGCCAGCGCGGUGGCGAGCGGGUCCAUCAACGACCAUGGAAGAGGAGUUCCAGCCUCGCCUGCUCAGACACGUAAAACAUCCGCAUCGACAGCCGAGAGGCCAUCGUCGAGAGAGCUGCUAGGCCAUGCGCGCGCACCGCGAGAGCGCGAACGAUCCGUCACCACGUCACCUGCCGCAUCCAUCAAGGGACGAUCGCAUCACCACGGCUCCGCAGGUGGCGGUGGCAACAACCUCGGGCCACCCGCCGCACCCUCUUCCGUUUUCAGCCGCAACAGAAGCAUGCGAUCCGUCACGCGUCGCGGAAGCGCGCGUCGAACGUCGUCGACCAACGCCUCGCAUCUCAGGAGGCGCACCUCGACUGCUUCUCUCGAUACGGUCGCGGACGACGAUGCCGAUCUCGCCUUGCCGCCUUUCGAGUUUGUGAGCAAUCCAUCUGCCAACGGUGGUCUCAUCAACGCAGUCAAGAGCAUCGAGCGGGAACGUCUGCGUGCUGGUAAGCUGUACGUCGGCACACCGGGCCUCUCGACGGAAGGCUGGCUCGGUCCCGCCGAAAAGCGCGUGCUCGAGCAGAAGUUUAUCAAGGAGCGAUCUUCCAUGCCAGUCUGGCUCGAGGAUGAGGACUUUGACUUGAGCUACAACCGCUUUUGCAAGCAGAUCCUCUGGCCCACCUUCCACUAUACCUCACCCACAUCCAAGGGCCUCGACAACGAGCACGAAGCCUUCCGCGCUUACUGGGAGGUCAACCGUCGCUUCGCCGAUGCCAUCGAGGACAUCUAUCAGGAGGGCGACAUUGUGUGGGUCAACGACUACCACCUGCUUCUCGUGCCGCAGAUGGUGCGUGAACGUCUGCCUCACGCCACCAUCGGUCUGUUUGUGCACAUCGCUUUCCCCUCGUCCGAAAUCUUCCGUUGUCUGAGCAUGCGCGAGACGCUGCUCAAAGGUAUGCUCGGUGCCGAUCUCAUUGGUUUUCAGACGCACAACUUUUGCCGUCAUUUCCGUCAGACCGUCAGCCGCAUCCUGCAGCUCGAAGCCACGCCCAAGGGCGUCCAGCUCGAGGGAAGUUUUGUCAACGUGGCGCCUUUCCCCAUUGGCAUCGACGUGCGCAGUCUCAACGCGAAGCGGCAAGACCCCGAAGUCAGCGAGUGCGUCGCUCAGCUGCGACAAAAGUAUGCUGGCAAGCGAAUCAUUGUCGGCAGGGACAAGCUCGAUUGGAUCAAGGGCGUGCGGCAGAAAUUGCUCGCAUUCGAGGCCUUCCUGGACGAGAACCCGAAAUGGGCUGGCGAGGUCGUGCUCAUUCAAGUCGCUCUGGCUACCACGGAGGAGAACGAGGAGAUCGGCGAAGCGACCGACGUCGUCUCGCGCAUCAACAACAAGUACAGCUCGCUCACCUACCAGCCCGUGGUGUUCCUCCACGUCCAGGAUAUCACGUUCAGCCAAUAUCUGGCGCUGCUCACCGUCGCCGACUGCUUCCUCGCCACGAGUCUGCGCGAAGGCAUGAACCUCACUUCGCACGAGUUUGUCGUCUGCCAGGAAGUGAGCCAUCGUCCUCUUGUGCUGUCGGAAUUCACGGGCACCUAUUCGGGUCUUCGUGCCUGCAUCGGCAUCAACCCUUGGAACACGAAACAAGUGGCGCACGCCAUUCACAAGGCGCUUACCAUGGACGAAUCGGAGAUGGUACAGCGCUGGACGGAUCUGCACCGCGUCGUCGUGACGCAGACGGCGCAGCAGUGGAUCACGUCGUUGUUGGGACACCUGGAACGGGCGCAUCUGGAGCAGGAGAGGCUGGAGAACAUGUUUGUGCCGCGACUCGAGGUGGCACAGCUGGUAUCGGAGUGGCGCGCUGCGCAUUCGCGUCUGUUGCUCAUCGAUCUCGAGGAGACGCUGGUGACGUACGAUCCGCUCGCUGCGCACGAGCAGGGCGGCUUCCGUCCUCCCGAAUGGUUGUUCAAGCUGCUCAGCGACCUUGCUGCGGAUGCGAAGAAUGUCGUCUACGUUCUCAGCGGCAUGGGCACCAACGAUCUGGACCGCGUCGCUUCGCGCAUCGACAGCAUCGGCUUCGUCGCCGAAGACGGUUGCUUUGUCAAGCACGCCGGCGAGAACCACUGGAACAGCCUGGUGGCGCCGUUCGACCUUCGACCGGUGCGCGAGAUCCUGUCGUACUUUUCCGAACGCACGCCCAACUCGUACGUCGAGGAGCGAGGUGCUUCGGUCUGCUGGCGCUUCUGGAACGACAAGCAGGGCGACCGCAACUCGCACGAAGCGCAGUGGGCGCGAAGGCAGUCGGCCGAGGUGGCCAAUCUGAUCCACGAGCGGUUCUCGCACUCGUUGCGCGUGGUGCCGUGUCGCACCAACUGUUUGAUCUUGCCUCGGCACGCGAGCAGGGUGGCGGCGGUGCAGCACAUUAUCAUGCAGAUGAGCAUUGUGGGCAGCAUGUCGUUGCCAGGACCGGGCGCACACAGCGGGAGUCAGCAGUCGUCGUCGUCGACGCCGUCGCUUUCGGCGCAGAGACCGAACGACGUCGCGCAGCGACUGGCAGACCAACCCGACCAGCCACCGCUGGAGAGCGCCUACAAGCAGCCCUCGAACUACUGGCCGAUGCCAACCACGCACAGCACUCGUGCCUCGUCACCCGUAGUGCACCACCACUCGCACGCGCACCACCCGUCCCCACACUCGUCGAUGCGAUCCCACCCCGGAUCUAUCUCGGUCCAUCUUCCGCACCACUACCACCAGACGCACACGUUCGACUUUGUGCUGGCGCUCGGUCAGGACGAGAAGCUGCUGGCGUACGUCAACACGUUGGACCUAUUUGCGCCCGUCACGUGCACGACGAUGGACCUGGAGAAGAACAGGGGCACCGAGGCGGCGUACUUCUUGGCACAGUCGGAUGUGCAGGAGGCGUUGGAGGAGAUGAUUGGGUUCCGCGCACGCGAUCUCAAGUGGGCGAAUCGUUGA